AUGCAAACGGCAUUGUCAAGACCUGGACAAUGUACCUUUUGUGCAUUUAGAGCCUUGCAACGUCGCCGUCUCGCACCCCAAUGCCAGGAUGGGGCGAGACGCCACAGGUCUAUCACAUCGAGACCUCCAAGGAAGCUAUUAACGCGUCGCCCAGAUGCUUCAAAUAUUCCACGGCGGGAUUUUCGUAGAGACAAUGCCGUGGGAAUAGACAAUUAUUCGAGACGGAAAGAGUCUGUUUACGAUGCAUUCGGAGAGCUUUUGGAAUCACAACUUGACCACUUGGAAAAUAGGUUCUCUAAUGGCCCUCUGGACCGGGUCACGUCUUGGGGAAUAACAUCCAAACGACAACUUGCCAAAAAGCUGGAAAUCUUCGGAGAGAGUGUUAGAGACGCCGUCGAACGCGCCAGCAAGCAUCGAAUAAUUAGCAAGAAGGCAAACCCCCUCUUUCACGAUUUGCGGCAAGCGUUCAUUUCUGGGCACACUCCUGCUUUAGCUGCACAACUGGACUUUCGGUUUAUGGCUUCAGUCGUGGAAUCAAGAGGACCUAUAAAUGGCUCUACGUCAGACUUACAAAAGCAGUUGGCAGAUCUGCGGUUUCCUUUCGAAUGGUACCCAGCAACGAGAGCUUUGCAACGAACAAUACACCUUCACGUCGGACCUACUAAUUCGGGCAAGACAUAUCAUGCCCUGAAAAGGUUAGAGACUGCGAAGACUGGAUUAUAUGCCGGACCGUUACGCCUGUUGGCGCAUGAGGUGUACACAAGGUUCAAUGCCAUGGGCAAGAAGUGUGCGUUGAUCACAGGAGAGGAGCGGCGGAUUCCCGAAGGACUCGAUUGUGUUAUGAACAGUUGCACCGUGGAAAUGAUACCCCUCAACACUAUGGUAGAUGUUGCUGUCAUUGACGAAAUUCAAAUGCUCGGUGACAAUGACCGUGGCUGGGCCUGGACACAGGCAUUCCUUGGAAUUAUGGCAAAAGAGGUUCAUCUUUGUGGCGAAUUACGCACAAUAUCUCUUGUUCGAGACCUUUGUGCCGCUAUGGGGGACAAGCUGAUUAUUCAUGAAUAUGAGCGACUUGGUCCUCUCAAAUGCGAUACGAAGAGCCUCAGAAGCGACUUGAGUAAACUCGAAAAAGGGGAUGCUGUCAUUAUGUUCUCUCGGAUUAGAAUCCAUGCCAUGAAAGCAAGCAUCGAGAGGAUUACGGGCAAACGCUGCGCCGUUGUCUAUGGGUCACUACCACCCGAGACGCGGGCACAGCAAGCUGCCUUUUUCAACGACCCGAAUAAUGACUACGAUAUCCUUGUGGCGAGCAACGCUGUUGGAAUGGGCUUGAAUUUGAGUAUCAAACGGGUUGUUUUCGAAUCUCUUUCAAAACAUAAUGGACUAGUUCUUGCACCUCUCGAACUGCCAGAGAUCACCCAGAUUGCAGGCCGAGCGGGCAGGUUCAAAUCUGCAGAUGAGGCUACGAAACAGGGUGCGACUGAGCUUGGGAAAGCUGGCUCUCCAUCGGAACAUGUCAAAUCAACGCCCAAUGUUGGUUAUGUGACCACUCUUGAUGGGUUUGACUUGCCCAGAGUGCAAGAGGCCAUGGCAACGACGGUCGAGCCCUUGAAAUCCGCUGGCAUCUUUCCGCCAUCUGAUGUGGUAAUUCGAUUUGCGGCCUUAUUCCCCGCCACGACUCCUUUCAGCUACAUCCUCCUUCGACUACACGAACUAGUCACACUAAAUCCGCAAUUUCAUCUGUGCCGCUUGAGGGAACAAGUCGAAAUCGCUGACCUGAUUCAACCAUAUAAAAUGUCAGUCGCGGAUCGUCUCGCGUUCAUGAGUUCGCCAAUCACUCUUAGAGACCAAGGAUUCCCCCAAGUCGUCGUUGAGCUUGCUCAAUGCCUCUCGAACCAAAGCGGUGGCGAACUGAUAAACCUGAAGUCUUUCCCACUCGAGAUCCUCGAUCAAGACAUCAACGAUUAUGCUCAGGGUAGCAAAGGUUAUCUAAGGACGGCGGAGAUUUUACAUAAGGCUCUAGACCUCUAUCUCUGGCUGAGUUACCGCUUUGCGGGCAUUUUCAGGAGUCAGGCUCUUGCCUUCCACGUUAAAGGGCUAGUGGAAGAGAAGAUCGGCCAAUGCUUGGCAGACGUCCGCUUCGAUGAGACUAGGCGCAGGAGAGACAAUUACUUGAAAUUCAAGGCUUUAGAACAGCAAGAAGAAAUAAGAGAACAUCUCGGAGAAGUUGAUGGGCAGUUGGAGACGGUGUCUGCCUCGGAUAUAUCGAUUCCGGCAGCGUGGGAGAACGGAAAGUUUGAUGAUGCUAUGACAUCGACGAGCGAGAACAGACUGUAA
Molecule: messenger RNA, 2334 nt
Organism: Lachnellula hyalina
Lineage: Eukaryota; Fungi; Ascomycota; Leotiomycetes; Helotiales; Lachnaceae
Gene: suv3
Product: ATP-dependent RNA helicase, mitochondrial
Exons: 1
Coding region: 1-2334 (777 amino acids)
Biological process (GO): RNA catabolic process; mitochondrial RNA 3'-end processing
Cellular component (GO): mitochondrial degradosome
Molecular function (GO): RNA helicase activity; hydrolase activity, acting on acid anhydrides; ATP binding
Source: RefSeq, a predicted model, not a curated record